AUGUAUCUCAAUCUGAGCCUCCUUGCCACAGUGCUUUCAAUCAGUCGGCUUAGCUCUGCUAAGCCUAUCGAUGGGAAAGUACACGCUGUAAAACGGGAAGACCCGGUGUCUUACCCUUACGGCGACGCACUCACCAACGAAUUCCAGUGGCUGGGCUGGGAUCCCGAGGACGAAGAUCAAAAGAAAGACGGACAGAAGAUACACGAAGCGUUCAAACAAUGGGCAGACCUAGCCAAAGCAGGCGUUACUGCAGUCCAAGGAGCACCCGAUAACGUGCACUUCAAACGCUUCUUCGGCAAGCAAGACGCAGAGGACACCAAAGCCAUCCAAAACACCAUGACAAACAUGUAUGACAACACGGCAAACACGGCCACAAAAACCAUAAAGAAGAUGGUUCUAGACCGUAAGGACUUUGGCGACCAUUGUGUCAAAGACGGCUGGUUUGCCUACACAGAUGCCCCGACUGGAAAGUUUCACAUAUGCCCCAAAGGCAUUGCUAUGAAGCAAAACUCGGAUGUUCAAUGCGCAGACUUCAAGCGAGACUGGAUCACUUUCACGGCUCGGACGCUGCCUUUCGCGAUGCUACACGAGUUCACGCACUACGACUUUGUGACGGAUGACAGGAUUGGCCUGAUGGAGGAUCACGCUCAAACUUCGUACGAUUGCUUCAAGCUGGACGACGAAGAGAAGCAAUCGAAUGCCCAGAAUUACGCGUUCAAUGCUGCAGAGCAAUACUGGUCCGAUAAAUGUCCAGACAAGGACUUCAAGGACCCUCAGUAUGUCGCACCAUCACCAACUCCCACGCCCACGCCCACACCAACACCAACACCCGAACCGGAACCCGUAGCCCCCUACGCCGACCAACCGGGCCAAUGCCACAUCCACGUCAACGAGUACGAAACCUGCGACUCGCACGACGAAAACCUCAGCGUCGAAAUAACCAUGUGGGACGUUUCCGGCGCCCAAAUCGGCUACGUCGACCGGACCGUCGCCGGAGCCGGAAACCCACUCAUGAUGAAGAGCAAGCUAGAAAACACGCUCGAGGUAACGCCGGAGAACCAGAAGGAUUACAUCCAAUUCACCCUUGGCGGGCAGUCGUGGGCGACGAACAAGGAUAACGAUGAGAGUGCGCCGGCGUAUUGUAAGUGGUACGGCUCAGGAGUCUAA
Molecule: messenger RNA, 1167 nt
Organism: Alternaria metachromatica
Lineage: Eukaryota; Fungi; Ascomycota; Dothideomycetes; Pleosporales; Pleosporaceae
Exons: 5
Coding region: 1-1167 (388 amino acids)
Molecular function (GO): metallopeptidase activity
Source: RefSeq, a predicted model, not a curated record